Messenger RNA from Symbiodinium necroappetens, 291 nucleotides. NCBI's taxonomy places the organism in Eukaryota, Dinophyceae, Suessiales, Symbiodiniaceae. The record is from the annotation of a GenBank genome assembly.
GCCCACGAGAGCUUGGACGCCGAGGUGGUAGAAAAGAUCGACGAUGCCCUUGACAUCGUCAAGGUCGGCUAUCAUCCUGACUUGUCACUGCUAGCUGCGCACAUCAUGGCCGUCACGGGCAACGAGAAGGCGAGCUUUCAAGCUUUGGUGACGGUGUACCGAAAGUAUCAUCUGGAGGGUUACUUGCAGGGCGACACCACGCAGGAAGCGCUGGGACAGGAUGCGGCCAAGAUCUGGGAUGCAGCACAUGUGAACUUCACGAUUUGGCCUAUGCGUUUGAGUCGGCUGUGA